UUCGUGGUAGAUACCGGAACUUAACAUAGGCUCAGUUCUGAUUGGACGAUCACAUACACGCUCGCUCUGAUCAAUCACAGAGCAGCUGGUCCUACAUAACGCCGUUGUCAGCGCCGUGUUAUCAUUCUCCUUCUCCACGAACAAAAAACCGAAAUGUCAGGAAGAGGUAAAACCGGCGGAAAGGCCAGAGCGAAGGCCAAGACCAGGUCCUCCAGGGCCGGCCUCCAGUUCCCCGUGGGCCGUGUCCACAGGCACUUGAGGAAGGGUAACUACGCCCGGCGUGUCGGCGCCGGAGCUCCGGUGUACCUGGCGGCGGUGUUGGAGUAUCUGACCGCUGAGAUCCUGGAGCUGGCCGGGAACGCGGCCCGCGACAACAAGAAGACCCGCAUCAUCCCCCGUCACCUGCAGCUGGCCGUCCGCAACGACGAGGAGCUCAACAAGCUGCUGGGCGGAGUGACCAUCGCUCAGGGCGGCGUGCUGCCCAACAUCCAGGCGGUGCUGCUGCCCAAGAAGACCGAGAAGGCCGCCAAGAAGUAGACACAACAACACCACAACAACAACGGCUCUUUUAAGAGCCACGCACUCCGCUAGAGAGCGAUCCUUUACUACGUCUUUGUUUACUAGUGAUGACGAUGUGAUGCUGCUGGUUCAAAUGUAAUUAAUGCUUCAUUAGUAAAAUGUGUUCACAACAAACUC
Pseudoliparis swirei is the source of this 696-nucleotide messenger RNA. RefSeq names its product histone H2A-like. The coding region runs from base 154 to 537 and encodes 127 amino acids. Gene Ontology annotation, cellular component: nucleosome. The record is from RefSeq and is a predicted model, not a curated record. The transcript has a single exon. NCBI's taxonomy places the organism in Eukaryota, Metazoa, Chordata, Actinopteri, Perciformes, Liparidae. Gene Ontology annotation, molecular function: structural constituent of chromatin; protein heterodimerization activity; DNA binding.